AUGGUAUCCACAGUCAACCACGGUGCAUGUCUUGUCCAUAUCCAUAGAAAUGUUCACGGUAAAUACAAAGGUUACGGUCAGAAAGGGUUGGUCGGAAAGGCUGGAGAAGCGUUCACAGUUUCUAAUUUCAAGAAACUAUACGCAAGGCUGAAGGAUGUUGAUUAUCGUUGUUGGAAGUACAUGGAAAAUAUCCCUCUUGCGCUGUGGACUAGAUCACACUUUUCUGGUCAGAGGUAUAAUAUGACCUCCAGUAACAUUGCAGAGUCUCUGAACAAUGCACUACUCGCUGCAAGAGACAGUCCAAUCGUUGCAAUGCUAGAAUUUAUCAGGCGAUUGUUAAGUAGGUGGCUUGAAUGCAGAAGAGAGAACAUUCAAAAGAUGGAUGGUGACAUUACAGAAGAGGUUGACAAGUUAAUGAACCUGCAGCAGCAAAAAUCUGCUGCACUAUCGGUUCAAGGCAUUUCUUUGUGGGAAGUUGAAGUGAGUUCUGAGUUCGGUGUACGGAGGCUUGUUGAUCUCCUAAACAAAACAUGCUCAUGUCUAGAGUUUCAGACAUUGAAAUACCCUUGCCGACAUGCAAUGGCCGCGGCUAGGCUUCGUCAAGUGGAGUACAGCAGUUUGGUUGAUCCAAUUCUUAAGAAAUCAAUUUGGAGUGAAACAUUUUGUGGCAGAAUCCUACCAGUGCCCGACCCUGACGACAUUUGUAUCCCAGCAGAGGUGCGUGACCUUAAUAUUAUGCCACCUAAAGCAAAACGUCCAUCAGGAAGGCCUACGACGAAGAGAAAACUUCCAGCAGGAGAAUAUCCUCAGGUUGCGAAAAAAAAGAAGCCUAACAAAUGCUCGAGAUGUGGAAAUGCCGGCCAUAACCGGGCAAAAUGCAAGGAACCAUUGGGUUGA
This is a messenger RNA of Eutrema salsugineum, 897 nucleotides long. RefSeq lists its product as uncharacterized. Gene Ontology annotation, molecular function: nucleic acid binding; zinc ion binding. The record is from RefSeq and is a predicted model, not a curated record. The transcript has 2 exons. Bases 1 to 897 code for a protein of 298 amino acids. NCBI's taxonomy places the organism in Eukaryota, Viridiplantae, Streptophyta, Magnoliopsida, Brassicales, Brassicaceae.